Molecule: messenger RNA, 2441 nt
Organism: Haplochromis burtoni (Burton's mouthbrooder)
Lineage: Eukaryota; Metazoa; Chordata; Actinopteri; Cichliformes; Cichlidae
Gene: mat2al
Product: methionine adenosyltransferase II, alpha-like
Exons: 9
Coding region: 329-1501 (390 amino acids)
Biological process (GO): S-adenosylmethionine biosynthetic process
Cellular component (GO): cytosol; methionine adenosyltransferase complex
Molecular function (GO): ATP binding; methionine adenosyltransferase activity
Source: RefSeq, a predicted model, not a curated record
UGCGGCUGCCCGAGCUUGCAAACAUUCCUUCUUCAGCCAUUACAGCUGUUGCCAGAUCCUGAAACGGAAAUUACUUCUACGGUGUGCUGAUGUAUCAUGUUUUCCUGCACGACUACUGAUGAAGGGUUUCAUCAGUUGCUUUCUGGAGUUUCUAAAUCACAGUUAUCUUCAACCUUCAGAGUUAAUCAUUGCUUUAUAUAAUCGGCGCCGGCGAACAUCACAGGCAGCUUUCACUUUAUAAAGCAAACCUACAUCGGUACGAUUGCCCUUUGCUUCAUUUUGACCCGCUGAAUUCAACUUUUCUGCAGCGACUGUCGACGAGCAGAAGAUGAACCAAGGUAGCGGAACCCGCAGCGGGAAGACUUUCCUGUUCACGUCGGAGUCUGUUGGAGAAGGACACUCCGAUAAAAUGUGUGAUCAGAUUAGUGAUGCUGUGCUCGAUGCGUACCUAAGUCAAGACCCUGACUCUAAAGUGGCCUGUGAAUGUGUGGCAAAGACUGGCAUGAUUUUACUAGUUGGAGAAGUAACAUCCAAAGCCACGGUAGACCUCCAGACAGUCGUGCGAAACACCGUUAAGAAGAUUGGCUAUGAUGACUCCUCAAAAGGCUUUGACUACAAGACCUGCAAUGUACUAGUGGCUCUGGAGCCGCAGUGUGCGGAGAUCUCAGACUGUGUGUUCGAAGGCAGGGAUCAGGAGGAUAUCGGUGCAGGGGACCAGGGCUUGAUGUUUGGCUAUGCCACGGAUGAGACUGAGGAGUGCAUGCCGUUGACCCUGCUUCUGGCUCAUAAACUAAACUACAGGAUGAAGGAGCUGUCGCGGAAUGGAGAGUGUCCUUGGAUACAGCCAGACUCCAAAUCACAGGUCACCGUGGAGUAUCGAGACAACAUGGGAGCCAUGGAGCCCCUGCGUGUCCACACUGUGGUGAUCUCAGUACAGCACAGUCCUGACAUCACCUUGGAGGAGAUCAGAUGCAACCUAAUGGAGAAGGUGGUGAAGGCUGUCAUUCCUGCCAAGUACCUGGAUGAUAACACCAUCUACCAUCUGCUGCCGAGUGGGAAAUUCCUUUUUGGGGGUCCACAGGGAGAUGCGGGACUCACAGGACGUAAAAUCAUAGUGGAUACCUACGGAGGAUGGGGUGGGCACGGAGGAGGGGCUUUCUCUGGAAAGGACUAUUCCAAAGUAGAUCGGUCUGGAGCUUAUGCAGCACGUUGGGUAGCCAAGUCACUUGUCAAGGCUGGACUGUGCAGGCGAGCUCUCGUUCAGAUCUCCUAUGCUAUUGGUGUGAGCCAUCCACUCUCCAUCUCAGUGUUUCACUACGGCACAUCUAACAGAGACGAAGACGAGCUGCUGCAGAUCGUACAGAAGAACUUUGAUCUGAGGCCUGGAGUGAUUGUGAAAGAGCUGGGACUGAAGAAGCCAAUUUACCAGGCCACUGCCUGCUACGGUCAUUUUGGCAGGAAGGAGUUCCCUUGGGAAAAGCCGAAGACUCUGGUGUUUUGAGUUUAGUGUUGAGUGUUUUCUAGUUGUGUCCUAGUAAAGUUCGCUUAGUGUCACAGGUGAAUUUAGUAAUGUCUAAAUUCACCUGUUUAAAUGUCUUCUCUCUGUUUAAGUGUCUCCUCAUUUCUGGCUUCAAACUGCAAAAGCCGUGGCCACCACCUUUUAUAACAAAGAUUAAUUACUAUUUUUUUAAUUAGAAAAAAGCAACACAUUGAUGUAUUGUUGUAUGAUGGUUACUGUAAAACAUCUGAAGAUAAGUGUCACUUUUAUACACACUGUCAAAAUUCAGAAUCUAUAUCUGUACUAUACAUUUAUUGAUUAAAAGGCUGCAAUAAAAACAGACUUUUAUUAUAAUAUCAUGUAACACUAAUACACUAAUUUGAAAUACUUCAAAGAUGGAGUGACCAAUAAAGUAUGAUCUGUAUCAUGUAACCACCCACAAAUAUAUACAGAUACUAACCAGUCUACAUAUUCACUCUAAAAAAAUAUUGCUUUGGCUCUACCAAGUGGACAUGAACAUCCAUCUACUUUUUCCACUUACCCAACUCCAGGUGAACUUAUCCCCGACAUAGGGAGACAGCCAUUCACAGUCCCAUUAACACCUAUGUGCACGUCUUUGGACUGUAAGAGGAAGCUCGAGAAAGCAUGCAGGGAAGAGGGUGAACAUGCAAACUCUACACAGGAAGGCCCCAGCUGGCUCCUGGAGUCAAACCAGGACCUUCUUACUUCUUACUUAGUCCACAGUACCAACUGCCGAGCUGUCCUGGUUAUGAACAGUCAAACAAUCGUUUUGAGAUGCAUGGUGAGAACAAACAGUAUACUGGCAAGGAGACGUUGUUUAUUAUACCCGUUGCUAAAUUCCGCGAAUGGACUGAUAGUGAUGUUCUGCAGAUGCCAUGCCUGGAGAUGGCGCUGUUGCAUCAUGUGUGGGGUGGAUUGACCC